This is a messenger RNA of Sciurus carolinensis (gray squirrel), 778 nucleotides long. It is a transcript of the gene Hspb3, whose product is annotated as heat shock protein family B (small) member 3. The record is from RefSeq and is a predicted model, not a curated record. Bases 181 to 639 code for a protein of 152 amino acids. NCBI's taxonomy places the organism in Eukaryota, Metazoa, Chordata, Mammalia, Rodentia, Sciuridae. The transcript has a single exon. Gene Ontology annotation, cellular component: cytoplasm; nuclear speck.
CAGCGUGUGUGAAAAGACAAGAGCGAGUGUGCGUGGUCUGAUUCAGGCCUCAUGAAGUGGUUGCGUCUGGGCAGAGCUAUCAACCCGUAGCUGCUCCGACUGGGAAUCCAGUCAGAAGGCAACUGCAAGCGUUCGCCACUCUCUGGGGGGAAGCUGUUCCAUGCUGGUUUUGCCUCCGCUAUGGCAAAAAUCAUUUUGAGACACCUUAUAGACACUCCAGUGCGCUACCAGGAGGAGUUUGAAGCUCGAGGUUUGGAAGACUGCAGACUGGAUCAUGCUCUAUAUGCACUGCCUGGGCCAACCAUCGUCGACCUGAGAAAAGUUAGGGCUGUGCCGCGAUCUCUUUCAGUGGACUCAGCAACUACAGAGAUGCCACCCAAAGAAGGCAGAGCCCGCUUUCAGAUUCUGCUGGAUGUGGUCCAGUUCCUCCCCGAAGAUAUCAUCAUUCAGACCUUCGAGGGCUGGCUGCUGAUUAAAGCUCAACAUGGAACCAGAAUGGACGAGCAUGGCUUCAUCUCACGGAGCUUCACCCGGCAGUACAAGCUGCCAGAUGGCAUUGAAACCAAAGAUUUGUCUGCCAUCCUCUGUCAUGAUGGCAUUCUGGUGGUGGAAGUAAAGGAUCCACUUGAGACUAAGUGAAACCUUAUCAGUUCCUGUUCAUAGGACGUGAAGAAGAUAGUUCAGCAGAUGGUACCUCGGGAAUUUUUGUGUUAUCCACGUUUGAAAUAAUUUGCUAUGACUUUUAUGAAGAUUAAAAAUAUAUACAUAGUUCCUGGUA